Molecule: messenger RNA, 5657 nt
Organism: Brassica napus (rape)
Lineage: Eukaryota; Viridiplantae; Streptophyta; Magnoliopsida; Brassicales; Brassicaceae
Product: thaumatin-like protein 1
Exons: 1
Coding region: 1-768 (255 amino acids)
Biological process (GO): defense response
Cellular component (GO): extracellular region
Source: RefSeq, a predicted model, not a curated record
AUGUCUAAAUUCUCAAAGAUGGGUUUGGUUAAAGUUUCUUCCUUUCUCGUGGUGAUUCUAUUUCUCAUCAAUGGUGCUUCCUCCACCACUUUUACGGUCGUUAACCAAUGCAACUACACCGUCUGGCCAGGACUUCUCUCUGGCGCCGGAACCGCUCCCUUAUCCACCACCGGUUUCUCUUUAAACACGUCCGAGUCACGAGUUAUCUCCAUACCUGCCUCCUGGUCCGGCCGCAUAUGGGGUCGCACGCUAUGCAAUCAAAACGCCACCACCGGGAAGUUUACUUGCGUCACAGGCGACUGCGGCUCUUCCCAAAUAGAAUGCUCCGGCGCCGGAGCCAACCCUCCGGCCACACUAGCCGAAUUCACACUCAACGGCUCCGACAAUCUUGAUUUCUUCGACGUCAGCCUUGUGGACGGUUACAACGUCCCCAUGAUGGUCGUUCCUCGCGGCGGAGCUAAUGGAGUCGGUAAAUGCAACGCCACGGGAUGCGCGGCUGAUCUCAACGGCGUUUGUCCUGCUCAGCUGAAAGUAACGGUUGACGCAGUGGCUGUGGCGUGCAAGAGUGCUUGCGAAGCGUUUGGAACGCCAGAGUAUUGCUGUAGCGGCGCGUUUGGAACGCCGGACAAGUGUAAGCCGAGUGAGUACUCUGCUUUCUUCAAGAAAGCUUGCCCUACGGCUUAUAGUUAUGCUUAUGACGACGGUACAAGCCUCUUCACUUGCUCCGGUGCUGAUUACAUCAUCACUUUCUGUCCGCCUCCAAGGUAAAUUGUUUAUUAUUUUUAGGAAAUAAGGAAAUUAAUAUAUUAGAUGUGUUAAUGAAAAUUAUUUUAUAAGAUGUGUUAAAAUUUAGAAAAUUUGUUAUUUAAGAAAUGAAAUAAUUGUUUUCUUUUACAUUUGGUUCAAAAAAAUUCAAUUUUUUUGAACUUUUAAAUAUACUUUGUAGAUUUUGUAACGGUUGUUCGUUUUAAAAAAGAAGAGUUCUGUUCAUAUAUUUUUAAUAUAAAUAUUACUUCUAAAGUUGAAUUAUUAAAAUUAUAUUAUUUUACUGUACUUGAUUGUUUGUUUGUUCUUUUCUUUUUGACUGAAUAUUUAGUUGUUUGUUAUAGUUCAGGGCAUGGCCGUCUAACAAUACACGCAAGUGGAGCGGUCGAGCAGGACCCCAAAAUAUAAAAUUAAAAAGUUUAAGAAUUUUUUAAAAUAUAUAGAUAAAUUAUGGUAAAAAACUUUAAAAUUUUAGAUAUAAUGCUAAAUUUAGAGUUUAUAAUUAAAAAAAAUCAGACAAAAUUAUUAAAUUUUAAAAUUACUUGAUAAAAUGUACGAUUAAUAUUUUUUUGGAACAAGGUCUAAAAUUAAUUUGAGACGGCCCUGGUUCAGGGAGUCCCAAACCGGAGGCAGUUAACGUUUCGGCCGCAGCUUCUCCGGCCGCGUCACCUACCUUCUCAGUUGCAUUCAUAUUAAGCGUUUUAGCUGUUUCGGUUUCUUGGGUGGGGAGUGAGCUUUGGUGAUAUAUAUCAACAAGUUUAGUUUUAUUCUUUUACCAAAAAAUAAAAGUUUAGUUUAAUGUGACUGUGUUUGUUGCGAUUCUAUAGAUUUAGAAUAGUUAUGAAACAUACAUAUUUUACAUUCCAAAAAUAGUAGAGUUUUAUAAUAAUCUGUCGCGUGAUAUCAAUAACACAAGUUUUAUAUGGACCACUGAGGAAUAUUAAGAGCGGAUUGACAUAAUUUAUAAAACAACAUGUUUUCUCCAGUGUAUAAGCAGAGAUCAUGACUUCUUUCGAUGUUUCUCUUCAUCUUCCUUGCAAGACUUUAUCAAGCUCAGACCAGAAGUUAUCACUAUCGACGUGAGCCAAGGCCAUUAACUUCUUCAUCAUGCUACACUUUCUCGAUGUAAGCUAAAGUGUAAAACAUGUCUUUAUUGUUGGUCGAUAUAUGUUGUGGGCGAUAUCUGAAAUCUGCUUAAGACAGAACUGUUGAAGAAUUCGAGAAGGGCCAUGCUGAUUCAGAGAAAGUCUUCAACGUUACAUUACUCUGUAACCAAACAGAUCAGCACAGCCUUGUUCUGAUCAUGUGGACCGUGGACGUGUUAGUUAUAUAAUAUAACACAGUCUUGUCCUGACCAUGUGGACGCAUAGUGUAUAUAUAUAUAUAUAUCUUUUUUUAUAACUUAAAUUACUAGUACUGACUACUAGAACAAAAAAAAAGAACUCUGCUGUUUUAAAAUUAUUUUGUAGGGUUGUAAAUGGGUGAAACGCUCAGAUGCUCUUAACGAGGCGAAAUUCAUUCUAUCAUACUCUUAUUUAUUCUGUCAUACUCUUAUCUAUUCUGAUACUCUCCAUAUUGAUGGUUAAUAUCGAAAGUGCAUUUUCUCUUCCUGACCGAUUGAAUAGGGAUUGAAUGACGUCAGAUGACCAAUCAAAAAUCAUUAUUCCAUUUCCAAAUCGGGAGUAAUUGAAGCUGUUGUUUUCUCUCUCUCAUCUCACCCCCGCGGGUUUCUUCGGGUUCUUCGGGCGUUCUCUUCUUCCUCGCUAUCAUCGCAUUGAGCUAACUCGGUUUCGUCGCUUGGAUUCUGAAUCAUUUGUGAAUAUGAAGCAAUAAAGAUCUAGAGUGUAUGAAGAUGAAGCAAUAAGAUAUGGAAAUGAAACAAUAAGAAACAAGAGGGAAUUAGGCGAGUUCAAAUGAAGCAUGAGCUGUGUUGCCUUGUGUUCCAAGUCUGUCCCCUAGGUGAAGUACAAGACAAAGAUAAGGAAACUGAAUUACUAUAAUCAGAAGGAGAUGUCUUGUGCUGUGUGGGACAAACAAGAGAGAGAGCCGUUGGAGUGUGAAGAUGUCACAUGAAGGAUCAGCUCACAUGGGUUGGUUAAGGUUCCAAGUCAAUGGAGAUGUUUAGGACAUGUCACUGUCCGGGACCAGCCUGCACAAGAUCAGACUUGUCCUCUUCUCCCCUUGUUUAUUAUUUGUCUAGUUUAUUAUAUCUCAUGUACUUGUAACAUCUUUAUAUAUGGGAUGCUCCCAUAAACAAAUCAAGCAAUGGAAUAAGAGAUUCCUUCUUCAUAUUCUCUCAUUUGCAAUACUCUCUCUCUCUUUCUUAUUUUUACUCAAACUCCUUAAUCUCUUUGAACUUAUCACAUAAACCAUCUCAUAAAUCACCAAUUCUCACAUCAUUGAGCUAUUGAUUCCGUUUCACAGGGUAUGUAUCUUAAAUUGUCGUUAAAGCCAAUGUUUAGAAUUCACCAUAGACGAUCGAUUUAAGGAGAUUUUGAUUUACAAGAUUCAUAGUUGUAAUUGGACUGGACUAAUCGAGGAUCGGUCAAUGUGAAUAGUCUGUUUAUUAGGGAAUUGGAUAAUCAACAACUGUAUAAUCAUAAGAAAAGAUAGAACAUCGGGAAUCAAAGAUGAUGAAUCUUUUCUUUGCAGUGAAAUGUAGAUAUAAUGAUGGAUCUAACUAUCCCUCCGCAGUGAAGGAGACUAUUUAACUUAAUGCGGUGGAGUUUAAAUGCAAAUGUAAUGAUGAUUGUACACAGUUUAGUGUUGUGGAGUUUAAAUGCAAAUGUAAUGAUGAUUGUACAUAGUGUUGUGGAGUUUAACUGCAAGUGUAACAUAGGCGACUGUUGGAGUGAGAGAGAAGUCGUGUCUUCUGAACUCGUGUCAAAAUGGAAGACUUACAACUUGUUAUUGGGGUAAUAAAUCAUUAAAUAACAGGAAUUAGAGUUACUAAAUAUUAUAAUUUUCAUUUAUUAUCUACGAUAGUGCUUUUUGUUAUCAUUUCUUGCAAAAUAUAACAAUAAAAUAUCUAAAUUUCUUAAACUUACAUAGUUUCAUAUAUUUAGACUAUCUAAAUUGUUAUAAUUUUGCUUAGUUUCAUAUAUUUAGACAAUCUAAAUCAAUUAUUUCACUUACUUAUACAAAGUUAUAUUUUUUUAAUCAAUUCAAGUUAUACAAAGUUUCAAAUCCAAAAGUUUCAAAUCCAAGGUAUGCGACUGUUGCAGUGACAAGUCGUGUCUUCUGAACUCGUGUCUUCUCGAGGAGUCUACUUGUAGAUGGGUCAGAUGAUCAUUAUCACCUUCUCCAAAUAAAUAAAAUGGGAAUACUCCAUUUACUUCAUAAAACGAAUAUCUCUCAAUUUACUUGAUUAAACGAAUAUCUAUCCAUGGCGAACUUCGACUUGGCUUCUCUCCCUCCUUCCAUGCUUCACAAGAUUCUAUCCAAGGUAGCAACAACCAGUAUCCGGGACUUUGGUUAUGUAAGAGUUGCUUUCCCUGGGUUUAACGCAGUUGGAAGAGAAGAUUACUUUUACAAAUCUGUCGAUCUCAUUUUCUUGAAUGAUUGGUUAGAUCAGGUCAAUGCUGUUAGAACAUUCAUGCUUAAGUGCUACCAACUGGGUAAUCCAGAGGCCAUCUACUUGCGAGGUAUGUAUGAAUACUUCAUCCUCCAUUUACUUGAUGAAGGAAGGGAAAAGUUCAUCUUGCAGGUGAGAGAGGAUGCUUGCUUGCCAAAUAUGUAGAUGAUAUGAUGAACUUAGUAUUUUGCGUUGAUCAUAGAGGAUUGGUUCACAAGUAUCAUGAUUUUACUCGUGAAUAUGUUGAUCGGAUGUAUCACAUGAUCACUAGUUGUGCACUCUCUAGCCAUUGGGAUUACGGUAAACCUGAGAUGUUUAUGUCUAUGUUGGAAAGAAUAGAUCCCAACGUCUCAUAUGAUUGCUGUUGCUCCGCAAUAAUAGAACCAGUGUUUGUAGUCUCCAUAUAUGGAUCAAGAACACGAUGGAAAUGCGAUCGUUGUUUAUGGCAAUGUGCAGAUUGGGACUUCUGCAAUGAAAUUCAUUUGACUGCUCGUGACUGGCCAAUUGGAGAUUAGUUGUGUGUUGACAUGUAAUUUUUAUCUACUUUUGCUAAGUUUAUGUAAAAUACAUUUCAUAAUGUAAUGUCUCUACUUUAUCUCUAGAAAAUUAUCUUUAUUUAUUUUAACUUCAAUAAAAGAACAUAUUGCCAAUGUAAAAGAUACAAUAAAAGAACAUAUUGUCAAUGUGUUUCAAAAAAAUAAAUGCCAAUGUAAAAGAUACAAUCAAAAUUAGUUCAACUUCUACUAAGUUUUAUAGUUAUUAAAAGUGCGACUUAGUUGAAAUUUUAUUAAGUUGCACAGUAACACAAAUGUUUACAGUUACACCAACUCUUACUAAUUUUUCGGAAGUUGUGAAGAAACAGAUCCGAAUUUUAUGGGUCGGGUCUGGAUGGUCCGCACCAGUGCCCUUGGUUGAGUUUUAAUUAUGCAAGUUCUUUUUUGUUUCGUGGUCUUUUGCUUAUUUUUUUGGAUUUAAGUAAAGUUUUAUUUAAUUAAUUUUUCUGGCAAGAGCACUGGAGAAUUUUUUUUUUUGGGCAGGAGCAAUGGAGCAAUUGAUUGGUUGUAAAUCUGGAUUUAGAUCAUGUGCUACCAAAGUUCUUGUUUCUUCUGUAAGUACCAAAUGCCAUAUAUAAAAAAAAUAUAGUUUUUUAGAAUAGUAAUGAAAGAUGACCUUGAUCUCUCUGUUUGUUUUUUUGCUAUAAUAAGUGUACAUUUGUACUUAUUAUAGCAAAAAGAAAACUACACACAUGAAACACCCAAGAUUUAUAUUACAACAUGGUGUUAAGAUUUCAUAGAGAAGAAAAGAUGGGCAGACCAGG